CCAAGAUUAAAUACGCCGCUCCCGUCGUCGAAAGGAUUACUUUUUCUUCCCUUCAGUUUCAUACUCAUCUCUCAUCUCUCUUCUAUAUAACAGCCUUGAUUCCCCCACCUCAACUCUACUUCUCCAAGAUACCCAUCCGCUCCCACAUCCACAUCCACACACACAAGACACAAUGACUUUGACUGUUGAGCUCACCACCCCCGCCACUGGUCCCUACCAGCAGCCCAUUGGCCUCUUCAUCGGAGGCAAGUGGGUUGAGGGUGUUGACAAGCAGAAGUUCGAGGUCAUCAACCCCUCCACCGAAGAGGCCAUCACCUCCGUCUGCGAGGGUACCGAGAAGGAUAUCGACCUUGCUGUCGCCGCUGCCCGAAAGGCCUUCGAGGGCGAAUGGAAGAAGACUACUCCCCAGGAGCGAGGUGCCUACAUGCUGAAGCUUGCCGACCUCGCCGAGAAGAACAAGGAGCUCCUCGCCGCUGUUGAGUCUCUCGACAACGGAAAGUCCAUCAACAACGCCCGCGGUGAUGUCGGUGCCGUCAUUGGCUGCCUGCGAUACUACGCCGGUUGGGCCGACAAGAUCGAGGGCAAGACCAUCGACAUUGCCCCCAACAUGUUCCACUACACUCGCCCCGAGCCCCUUGGUGUUUGCGGUCAGAUUAUCCCCUGGAACUUCCCGCUUCUGAUGCUGGCAUGGAAGAUUGGACCUGCUCUGGCCACUGGUAACUGUGUCGUUAUGAAGACUGCUGAGCAGACUCCUCUGUCUGCUCUUGUUUUCACUCAGUUUAUUGAGCAGGCUGGCUUCCCCGCUGGUGUUUUCAACCUGGUCUCUGGAUUCGGCAAGACUGCCGGCGCCGCCCUCUCCUCCCACAUGGACGUUGACAAGAUCGCCUUUACUGGCUCCACUGUCAUUGGCCGAACCAUCAUGAAGGCCGCUGCCGCCUCCAACCUCAAGAAGGUUACCCUCGAGCUUGGUGGCAAGUCCCCCAACAUCGUUUUCGAUGACGCCGACAUCGAGGAUGCCAUCAACUGGGUCAACUUCGGUAUUUACUACAACCACGGCCAGUGCUGCUGCGCUGGUACCCGUAUCUUCGUCCAGGAGGGCAUCUACGACAAGUUCCUGGCCGCCUUCAAGAAGCGCGCUGCUGAGAACAAGGUCGGCGACCCUUUCAACGAGGAGACCUUCCAGGGCCCCCAGGUCAGCCAACUUCAGUAUGAUCGUAUCAUGAGCUACAUUAAGUCCGGAAAGGAGGAGGGUGCCACCGUUGAGACCGGUGGUGAGCGUCUUGGCGACAAAGGUUACUUCAUUAAGCCCACCAUCUUCAGCAACGUCCGUCCCGACAUGAAGAUCAUGCAGGAGGAGAUUUUCGGUCCCGUCUGCGCCAUCUCCAAGUUCAAGGAUGAGGAGGAGGUCGUCGAGCUCGCCCACGACACCAACUACGGUCUUGCCGCCGCCGUCCACACCCAGAACGUCAACAGAGCCCUCCGGGUAGCUAACUCUCUCAAGGCUGGAACUGUCUGGAUUAACUGCUACAACAUGCUCCAUCACGCUUUGCCUUUUGGUGGUUACAAGGAGAGCGGAAUCGGUCGAGAAUUGGGUGAGGCCGCGCUGGCAAAUUACACACAGUCAAAGAGCGUCGGUCUGAUGUUAAAUGGAGCCACCUAUUAAGGCGAGACAGUAUGUUUGGGCUGGCUGGAACGUGGACGUUUGGGUUGGCGCAAGUGUUGGUAUGUUUAUAGGAAUACAUCUUGUUAAAGUUUCAAGCCGUGACUACGACUUAUAUAUACCACUGGGAAUGGAUAAAGAAUCCAGGAAGCAGGUAGGGAAGAAUCAUUCAUUUGAUGUGAGUGUUGAAGAUGCAGUAGCAAGGUGAAAUUUUGGAUCUCGCUGAGACCGACCGAAUCAAAUUCAAUUAAAUAAUUAAAUGGAUACACGUAUUAAGG
Messenger RNA from Ilyonectria robusta, 1938 nucleotides. Its product is annotated as aldehyde dehydrogenase domain-containing protein. The coding region runs from base 173 to 1663 and encodes 496 amino acids. The transcript is spliced from 4 exons. Gene Ontology annotation, molecular function: aldehyde dehydrogenase (NAD+) activity. The record is from RefSeq and is a predicted model, not a curated record. Lineage: Eukaryota; Fungi; Ascomycota; Sordariomycetes; Hypocreales; Nectriaceae.